AUGACUCAGUUGCAUCUGAUGUACGAGCAGAAAAAAGACUCUCUAAAUAAGGAGUUGCAAGAUGCCUACAGCGUCGCCCUAACAACAGACUGCUGGACAUCAAUGAGUCAAGAGGGCUACAUGACUGUGACAUGCCACUUUAUCCGGGACUGGAAACACCAUGCGUUUGUAUUGGACACGGCCCUUGUUGCCUCUUUUCAUCACAGCGAUGACGAAGAUCAAGAAGAAGAAACACAAGGCCCGCAGCGUCAUACAGCUCAAGCCCUUUCCAACCAGCUUGAAGAAGUCGUCAAUCAGUGGGGACUAAGCGGCAAGGUCAGCGCUGUAGUUCACGACAAUGCAUCCAACACGAAGGACAUUGGAACUCUAUCCAAUAUGGAGGUUAGCGAUGUUGGAUGUGCCGCUCACACCUUGCAGUUAAGCGUGAACAAAGGCCUGGAUUGCAACAGCCGCAUCAAAACUGUCAUCGGUGGUGCAAAGCGUCUUGUCGGUCACUUUGAACACAGCAAUGUGGCCACAAAAGCCCUUGAAUCUAAACAGCGGCAAAUGGACACUCCAAAGCAUCGCCUAAUAUCUUCGUGCAAGACACGCUGGAAUUCAGUUUUUGAGAUGCUGCAAUGA
This is a messenger RNA of Patiria miniata (bat star), 621 nucleotides long. RefSeq names its product zinc finger BED domain-containing protein 4-like. The record is from RefSeq and is a predicted model, not a curated record. Lineage: Eukaryota; Metazoa; Echinodermata; Asteroidea; Valvatida; Asterinidae. Bases 1 to 621 code for a protein of 206 amino acids. The transcript has a single exon.